AUGGCGAAGAAAGAAACUGCCACGGCUGACGCAAAGCUCGACACAUCUAACCAUGAUGUCGCUCAAGGCGAGGUUAUCGAUACCUCGAGCACGAUAAUGGAUGAUGGUGUUCGACGUGCAUUGAAGUCGCGACAUUUGCUGAUGAUUGCGCUUGGAGGUGUUAUCGGUCCUGGAACUUUCUAUGCCACCGGUUUCGCGUUGCAAUACUCCGGACCGGUCGGCGCACUGAUCGGAUAUAUGAUCGUCGGCUUGGACGUCUUCUUCGUGACCCAAUCUCUCGGUGAGAUGGCCACCUUGUUUCCCUCUACCGGUUCUUUCAAUGAAUUUGCAGGCCGAUUCGUCGAUCCUGCCUUGUCUUUCGCUCUCGGUUGGAACUAUUGGUACAUGUGGGGAACGAUCCUUGCCAACGAAUACAACGGCGCCGCUCUCAUCCUUGCCUAUUGGACGGACAAGGUACCGAGCUAUGGCUGGAUACUCAUCGCCUGGGCCUUCUUCAUGGCAACAUCUCUUCUCGGUGUCGUCGUCUACGGAGAGAUGGAGUUCUGGCUUGCAUCAUUCAAGUUCGCCGUGACCAUCAUUCUAUAUCUUGUGGCCAUCCUGGUUGACACCGGAGCAAUUGGUGGCGACUACAUCGGUUUCCGAUACUGGGAGACGCCCGGACCGUUUGUGAACGGCAUAAACGGGUUCGGUAAGGUCCUUGUACUGGCAGCCGUCAUGUACUCCGGCACAGAGGCUGUCGCCAUCACGGGAGGCGAGUCCCGAAACCCUAGGCGCGAUAUUCCAAAGGCCCUCAGACAGACGUUUUGGCGCAUCUUGGUCGUCUACGUCGGCAUGGUGUUCUUCACCGGCCUCAUCGUGCCGUCGAACUCGGAGCAGCUGCUGAAUGCGGCGUCCAAGUCGGCAUCGUCGCCCUUCACGGUCGCGUUGAACACAGCAGGCUGGCCGGGAGCUGGAAACCUCAUCAACGCCAUCAUCGUGGUUACGCUGCUGUCCUCCGUAAACUCCGCCAUCUACAUAGGUAGCCGUUGCAUCUUUGCACAGGCAAGGGCCGGCCGUGCACCUCGUUUCCUAGCCAAGACAACAAGAAACGGAGUCCCCGCAAACGCCAUCGUGUUCACUAACCUGUUUGGGCUCGUAUCUCUUCUCAACAUAUCGGAGAGCGCAGGAAAUGUCUUUAGCUACCUGCUGUCCAUCUCUGGGUCCGCCGCCUUCAUUGCGUGGUGCUUCAUCGGCCUGACACAUGUCCGCUUUCGGGCGGCUAUGAGGACCCAGAAUGUGGCUGUAUCCUCCUUACCUUUCAAGGCAUGGGGAUAUCCGUUUGUUCCUUGGAUCUUGUUUGGUGCCAACUUGGUCCUGGUUCUCAUAUCGGGGUAUACGACACUGUUGACGCCAUUCGAUCUCAAGGGCUUCAUUUUUUCCUACCUCGUCAUCCCUGUCUUCAUUAUUCUAUACCUGGGAUGGAAGCUUUAUCAUAAAACGGAGUGGGUCGAUCCUACACAAGCAGAUCUCGUGAGCGGUAGGAGGGAAUGGCUUGAGAAUGUAGACGAAGAGUCCGGUCAUGCGACUAGAUGGAAAAGGAUAAGAGACGCUUUUGUUGGUUGA
Molecule: messenger RNA, 1602 nt
Organism: Geosmithia morbida
Lineage: Eukaryota; Fungi; Ascomycota; Sordariomycetes; Hypocreales; Bionectriaceae
Exons: 4
Coding region: 1-1602 (533 amino acids)
Biological process (GO): amino acid transmembrane transport
Cellular component (GO): membrane
Molecular function (GO): amino acid transmembrane transporter activity
Source: RefSeq, a predicted model, not a curated record